Messenger RNA from Scutellospora calospora, 156 nucleotides. The record is from the annotation of a GenBank genome assembly. NCBI's taxonomy places the organism in Eukaryota, Fungi, Glomeromycota, Glomeromycetes, Diversisporales, Gigasporaceae.
AGAAUUGCUAAAUUAUAUGAAUCGAACAGUGUCUUUGGGUGAAAGUAAUACUUGUAUACUUAUUAGACCAUUUGGCUAUGGAAAAACUACGUUAGUUAAAAAAGCUAUCGAUUUGCACGUUAUUAAAUUGGUUACAACUCGGGCAACUAAAGGAUU